AAUAAAGAGGUACUGCAUUUCUUGUGUUUGACACCUGUAGGAAGGGAACGGCUUGUAGCUACAGGCUAAGGCUUGAGCUUUCUUCUAAAGGGGUGUGUGCGUGUGUGGGUACAUGCUUUCGAAACCACACACACAUAUUGUAUAAAUAUAUGCUGAUUGGAAAUAACCUUUUUUUCCUAUUUUAUUUUAGGGAUAAUGACUCUUCUUGCUCUCGCCUAAGUUGAAUAAGCACCUUGUGCACUUUAAUCUCCUGUCGUGCCAUCAGGCUGACUGAAGACAGUGUUUUGAAAUCUCAGCCGUAAAGACAUCCCGCCAAAGUCUCAAUCUUGCCUUAACCAUGUUCCAGAGACUGAAUAAAAUGUUUGUGGGUGAAGUCAGUACUUCUUCCAACCAAGAACCAGAAUUUAGUGAGAAAGAAGAUGAUGAAUGGAUUCUUGUUGACUUCAUAGACGCUUGCGCUGGUCUCUCAGCAGCGGGAGCCAAAGCCGAAGCCAUCAGUGAAGAGUCACGUACUGAGCACCCUCCAGUCUUUUCCUGUUUACCUGCAUCUCUUGAGUGCUUGGCUGAUACAACUGAUUCCUGCUUGCUCCAGUUUGAGUCCUGUCCGAUGGAGGAGAGCUGGUUUAUCACCCCUCCCCCGUGUUUUACUGCAGGUGGAUUAACUACUCUCAAGGUGGAAACCAGUCCUAUGGAAAACCUUCUCAUUGAACAUCCCAGCAUGUCUGUCUAUGCCGUGCAUAGCUCCUGCCCUGGUAUCGGUGAGGCCAGCUGUGGGACUGAUGAAUGUCCUGACCCAAGUAGCCCCAGGGUGGAGUCUCAGGAUGAAAUGGGGCAGCACAUCCAUUGCUACGUUGCAGCUCUUGCAGCUCAUACAGCUUUUCUGGAACAACCCAAGAGCUUUCGCCCUUCCCAGUGGAUAAAAGAACAUAGUGAAAGACAGUCUUUGAACAGAAAUAGCCUUCGUCGCCAAAAUCUUACCAGGGAUUGCCACUCUAGGCAAGUCAAGCACAAUGGCUGGGCUGUCCAUCAGCCCUGCCCCCGUCAGUACAAUUACUAAGAAUUUCAAGAUUGGUUGGAUUCUCUUGGUUUGUGCAUAUGUGUGUGGACGUGUGUGGACGGACAAUGAAGAUGCUGUUUCUUUACAGCCAACUGAUGACCAAUCACAUAGUUUUAUCGAUGUGUUUAGACACUAUCUUGAAAACCAGAUUUACAUGCUGUGUAUCACAUAAUGCCUUGCUUUUAACAUUUACGUUUUUGUAAAUUUUUUUCAGAGUAUUUUUGGAAACAUAUCAAUACAGUUACAGUGUUUGGUGUUUGGGGAUGUCUUUAAAUCUAUUAAGGUGUAUAGCAUUCUAAAGACAUUUCUUCCCAAGUAUGAGAAUAGGCAUCUUUCAAUUUCAUUUUAUUUUGUAUUACUUAAUCAAUAUUUUGAGUAAGCAAAAAUUUAUUCUCAGGGUCGGCCAUACACUUUAUUGACCAGUACUUGAUAAUCUUUUCUGUAUAUAACGAAUACAUUUUUAUACACUAACAUGAGCAUUAACAGGUGAUAGUUGCCAUGGAUACAAUGGAAUUAUGGCUGAACUUUCUCUUGAAAGAAAACUUGAUAUAUUUCUGUGUGUAUAGGUUUGGGUUUUUGUUUGUUUGUUUUUUUUUUUUUUUUUUCCGGAUUAGCCAUGCAGUUCAUUUUGGAAUUCAGGUACAUAUUAAGUGUUAGUGAACAGUGCAUUCGGUAAUUCCGACGUGAGUGUGUGACGUGGUACAGAGACAUUGCAAGUAUCGUGGGACAAAAGCACUCGUUUCCCACGCAGAGGGAUUCAAUUAGAUCUGUGAAAUUGUAUUUGGAAAAAUGUAUGUCUACAACUAACCCGUUAGUCCACUAUUUAACUCGUUUGGAGUCUUUCCUGUCAGCUGUCAACUCAGAAGUACUCAUCCGGGCACUUUAGUGACUUCUUACUGGUGACUGUCCAAGGCAAAAGAGGUAGGCUUCGUA
Molecule: messenger RNA, 1990 nt
Organism: Neomonachus schauinslandi (Hawaiian monk seal)
Lineage: Eukaryota; Metazoa; Chordata; Mammalia; Carnivora; Phocidae
Gene: TP53INP1
Product: tumor protein p53 inducible nuclear protein 1
Exons: 3
Coding region: 338-1057 (239 amino acids)
Biological process (GO): autophagosome assembly; positive regulation of DNA-templated transcription
Cellular component (GO): autophagosome; nucleus
Source: RefSeq, a predicted model, not a curated record